Molecule: messenger RNA, 1851 nt
Organism: Chiroxiphia lanceolata (lance-tailed manakin)
Lineage: Eukaryota; Metazoa; Chordata; Aves; Passeriformes; Pipridae
Gene: FAXC
Product: failed axon connections homolog, metaxin like GST domain containing
Exons: 6
Coding region: 7-1227 (406 amino acids)
Cellular component (GO): cytoplasm
Source: RefSeq, a predicted model, not a curated record
CGCAGGAUGCUGUGGGGGGUGGGCCUGGCGGCGCCGCGCUCCUGCGUGGCGGACCUGAGCCGCAACCGCAGCCUGUCGCUGGGCUGGUGCGCGGGGCCCGAGGAGCCGCCGCCCGCCUUCUAUGGGGGCGAGAUCGUCGCCUUCCCGCUGUCGGGCGGCGGCGGCACCAUGGCGGCGCUGGGCUCCGACUCCUGGUGGAAGAAAACGCUGUACCUGACGGGCGGGGCCCUGCUGGCCGCCGCCGCGUACCUGCUCCACGAGCUGCUGGCCAUUCGGAAAGAGGAAGAGCUUGAUUCAAAAGAUGCUAUCAUACUGCAUCAGUUUUCAAGGCCUAGGAAUGGUGUUCCGAGUUUAUCGCCAUUCUGUCUGAAAAUGGAAACAUACUUGAGGAUGGCUGAUUUACCCUACCAGAACUAUUUUGAUGGAAAACUUUCCCCUCAAGGGAAAAUGCCUUGGAUUGAAUACAAUCACAAGAAAGUAUCUGGCACCGAGUUCAUUAUUGACUUUUUGGAAGAGAAGCUUGGAGUGAAUUUAAAUAAACACCUUGGCCCACAUGAAAGAGCUGUUUCCAGAGCUGUGACAAAAAUGGUGGAGGAGCACUUGUACUGGACUUUAGCUUAUUGCCAAUGGGUGGAAAAUCUUCAUGAGACGCAAAAGAUGGUUUCUCUUUUUGGCCCCUUCAGCGACUUGCUGAAGUGGAUCUUCUGCCAUCUGACCAAAGGAAUCGUGAAGCGGGAAAUGUACGGCCAUGGCAUUGGCCGCUUCUCAGAGGAGGAGAUGUACACGCUGAUGGAGAAGGACAUGCGGACUCUGGCAGGCCUCCUGGGUGACAAGAAGUACAUUAUGGGAUCAACUGUUUCCACCGUUGAUGCCACAGUCUUUGGACAUCUGGCACAGGCAAUGUGGACGCUACCAGGGACUCGACCGGAGAGACUAAUCAAAGGUGAACUGAUUAACCUUGCUAUGUAUUGUGAAAGAAUAAGGAGGAAAUUUUGGCCAGAAUGGCACCAUGAUGAUGAUAACACUCUGUAUGAAUCUGAGGAAAGCAGCGAAGCAAGCAAGACUUACUCCCCUUUGCAGGACUUCAGUUUUUAUUCAAGGACAGAAACAUUUGAUGAGGAAGGGAAUAGUAUUUCCCAAACGCCUGAUACCGAUUACACUGGACACUCCCUCUUUGAUUCAGAUGUGGACAUGGAUGAGUACAGAGAUCAUGAACAAUGCAAGUGAUGUGUACAAGUGUUUCCCAUUGUGCAGAUAAGCUGUUUCUUGGGGUCAGUCUGAUUUGUUUUCUCCUUCAGGUCAGGAAGAGGUUUAUACCACUUUGGAAGAGACCAUUGUGCUUGACUCAGCUGUCACGUGCUACUUGGACUAUUUCAACUGUAUUUCAUUUUGUCUUACUGUGCAGGUGGAACCAAGGUAAACACUUAUUUAAAAUACACAUGGGCAAACAAGAGCUCUAGAGGACAACAGGACCUUUCCAUCUACAUUUUUGUUCGUGUUCAAAAACAUAUCCCCCAUCCAAGUGGGACAGACUUCUGGGAAGUGGAGCAUUUGUCACUACUGGUUUGUGUUAAUAUCUUAUCUUUACAGGAGUGGUUGAGGACAAAAAUGGAAGAGGUAUGACUGGCACAGCUUUCUUCCAUGGAAGAAAAUGAUUGAUGCUUUAAUGAAAAGGCCCUGGAGGUGCUGGUUGACUGCACCUCAGUAUGAGCCAGUGGUGUGCCCUGGUGGAUCAGAUGUAACAGCAUCCUGGUUUGUGUCAGCAAUGGUGUGACCAACAGGACCAGGGCAGUGAUCGUUCCCCUGUACUCAGCACUGGUGAGGGUGCACCUCGAGUCUUGUGUUCAGUUC